CGUGCCUGUCAGAGAGGACGGGGUGUUCAUGAAUGCGAGCUAGUGUCAGACUACAUGUUUGCGUGAAUGAAUGUGCGUGUCUCCACAUGUGCGUGUGUUUGUGGAUAUAUGCACGAGAAUGUAAGUAAAGUUCAGUUCAUUGACGCAGCGCGCUGAACACUAGCGGGAUUCCAGGAGCAACAGUCAAGCGGGGGACGGACUGUUUACGCCUGAAUAUAGCUUCACACAGGCCAUGGCACGAUGUGGAGCCAAGGGGACAUGUUUCUUGGGGCCAAAUGUGUACCCAGAGGCCCCUGAUGGAGGCUGGGGAUGGGUGGUGGCUGGAGCCUUUUUCUUGGUAGAGGUUUUCACCUAUGGCACCAUCAAGAGCUUCGGCAUCUUCCUCCAGGACCUAAUGGAGGAGUUUGGAGAGACCAACAGUCGGGUCUCCUGGAUUGUUUCCAUCUGCUUGUUUGUCAUGACUUUCAGUGGUCCUCUCUCCUCUGCGAUGACUAACCGCUUUGGGUUCCAACUUGUUGUUAUGAUUGGAGGAUUACUUAUUUCCUCAGGUACCAUUGCCACCACCUUUACCAGCUCCAUCAAUCAAAUGUACAUCACCUAUGGAGUAGUUGCAGGUCUGGGCUUCUGUCUGACCUUCCUGCCCACUUUGACCAUCCUUUCGCAGUACUUUAACCAUCGGCGUGCUCUGGUGACAGCUGUGGCUUCCACUGGAGAGUCCCUGUCCAUGUUUGCCCUGGCACCAGCCUUUUCUGCAUUGAGGGACCAUAUUGGCUGGAGACAUACCAUGGCAGUGAUAGGAGCUUUACAAAGCACCAUCAUCAUCUGUGGUGCUCUGCUUCGGCCAAUCAUUAUCAAACCCAGAGAGACCCAUGAGGCAGAGACUGACAGGUCGUACCCAAAGGAACUGGAAGCCCUCAGUACACAAGAGAAUGUAGAGAGCACCAAUUCAAAGGACUCUAUGACCAAAAAUACCUCACAUGCACAAAGUAGUCUGGACAAUGAGCGGACCAUAAGCUCAGUGAGCACCGGAGACUCUGGUGUCCAGUCUCUCAAGGACACCGACAACAGCAGACCAGAGGAGUGGACUUUGCUGCACAAAGAAGCAAGGUUAGAGACAGAAGAGAUAUCCGUGGAGAGCAGUAUGGCAAAGAAUAGAGUGUGUGAAAAGAACAAAGAUUCAGAGAAACAAGUGAUAAAAGAUGAGGAAAAGAAAUUGGUUGAUGAAAAGCUAUCAGCAAAGAAUUGUAAACUUCUAGAUUUCUCCAUUCUCAGAGAGUGCAGCUUCAUUCUCUACUCUCUGUUUGGACUGUUUGCAACGCUCGGCUUCUUCGCCCCUCAUCUCUACAUCAUUGAGCUGAGUGUGAGUCGAGGUGUGGAGCGGGACCGCGCCACGUACAUGCUUUCCACCAUGGCUGUGGCUGAAAUUUUUGGCCGUUUCUUCAUUGGGUGGAUCCUGACAAGAAGGCUGUUCAGGAAGAAGAAGCUGCUUGUGCUUCUGGCAUGUGUAAUUAUGAUUACUGCGGAUCUGGUGGGAUUUACUUUGGUGACGGAGUUCUAUGGCCUGGCUGUGUGCUGCGCUUGGUAUGGGUUCUUUAUGGGAACCCUAGCAUGCACCCACAUCCCCAUGCUGGCUGAGGAUGAUGUGGUGGGCAUAGAGAGGAUGUCUUCAGCUGCUGGUGUUUAUGUGUCCAUACAGAGCUUUGCUGGGUUGGCUGGACCCCCACUUGGAGGUGUGCUGGUGGAUGUGACUCAGAACUACGGAUCAGCCUUCUACUCCUGUGCAGCUGGCAUGGCAGUUAGUGCCGUCUUCCUGGGUUUGGUAAAACCAGCUAAGAGAGGAUUGCUCUGCAGGAAGAGGAACUCAAAAUGCCCUGAAGAUGUACAUGAAAGGAAAGGUUACUCUGAGGAACACAGUGCAGUGCAUAAACCAACCAACAGUACGGACAGUCCUGAGGGCUGCUCUGAAGUAGAUGCCAGCUUGGUUCACGACCAGGCGGUGGCUGCAAGUGUCCCGGAGGUUAUACGUUUUGCUUGAGCUGAUAACAUAGGAUAAGGGUAAAAGGGUCAAGCCAUAUGAGAAAAAAAAGGAAUCAAGUGUUGAAGUGACAUGUAUAGUGCCAUUGUAGAUUUGGGCUCUGAGAGCAAACUAGAACUUUUCGAUCAUAAUAUGUAUGCAGCAAUUGUGCCUUACAUACUGUACCUUUAGUGUAAGUGCCGUUAAAUUGAAAGAGUAUGCUAUUAAAUUACAAGACUAUAUCAGAAGCUUUGAGUAAGCUUGUGAUAUAGUCUUGUCAAUGGUGCAAGAUAUGGCUGUAAGCAUGGACGUGUUCAAAGUGGACCAUGAGUGUUAAUGGAGGUUUUAGAUAUUUCAGAAGCAAGAUGAAACACUGAUACUUGAUGAACUAAUUACCUGCUGGUGAUCAAUACCAUAAUGAUAGCCAGAAAAACUGUGACGCAAAUGUAGCUGCAAGAACAAAAAAAUUGCACAGAUUCUGUAACACGUGUUAUAGAAAAUACAUAAAGCUCAGGUGAUAAUGUAUGUGAUUAAACGUGUUUAUUUUGAAUCAACCUGUCGCCAAACUGACAAUGCACUGUUAAGUGAUAUGAGAUAUCAGACUCAAAAAACUAUUUUUGUAAUGAAAAAGCAUUCAAUCACAAUAAAGCAAAAGUGUGAUUUGAUCCUCUCAA
This is a messenger RNA of Micropterus salmoides (largemouth bass), 2688 nucleotides long. Its product is annotated as monocarboxylate transporter 7-like. The record is from RefSeq and is a predicted model, not a curated record. Bases 233 to 2035 code for a protein of 600 amino acids. Gene Ontology annotation, biological process: transmembrane transport; monocarboxylic acid transport. The transcript has 6 exons. NCBI's taxonomy places the organism in Eukaryota, Metazoa, Chordata, Actinopteri, Centrarchiformes, Centrarchidae. Gene Ontology annotation, molecular function: monocarboxylic acid transmembrane transporter activity.